Messenger RNA from Megalobrama amblycephala (Wuchang bream), 1417 nucleotides. RefSeq lists its product as uncharacterized. Lineage: Eukaryota; Metazoa; Chordata; Actinopteri; Cypriniformes; Xenocyprididae. The transcript has 2 exons. The coding region runs from base 354 to 1157 and encodes 267 amino acids. The record is from RefSeq and is a predicted model, not a curated record.
CAGUCAGGAAAAACCUUGAAAUGGGCCUAAAUCCCUUGAGACUCUAAGAAUAGGUUAUUCUGCCCACCGUGGGACCCAAUGGGCUUGCACACAUGUUCCCAUGACCCUCUAACCACAGUAUCUCUCUCUCUCUCUCGCUCACUCCCACGUCACUGGCCGGUUUAAAGUAAAUGCGCCUCCCCUCACGCUCAUGAUACGCGCGCUUGCUAAGGUUAGAGACUGAUGGAUUUGAGCGUCUUCAUCAUCGACAUGGUUAUUAGACUCGUUGCAAAGUGCGCGCUCUCACGUCACUGAAGCAAUUAAAACGGACCGUAGCUAAUGAUGUGUUUCCAGUGGAGAAGCAACUGAGGAGAAUGUCUGAGGUAAAUCCCACAGAAAAAGUAGCUGUAACAGUCCCAGAGUCAAAGACUCCACCUCCAAGUACGGAUACAGGGCCUGUGAUUGGUGGACUGCGCCUGCGAUCUGCACCAGGGGCUUGUUUGUUGUUUGCUGCCGUUUUGCUGAUAGUAGGAAUCAGCGUCGCUGUGGUAGGGUAUUGGAACAGUCAAUCCCGUCGACACACGUCACAUCAUGUUUCAACUGGACGCACCUCUUCGGAGAAACUCAAGCUGAUUGGUCCUGUCAUCAUGGGGGUGGGGCUUUUCAUAUUUAUUUGUGCCAAUACAGUUCUCUAUGAAAAUCGUGACAGAGAAAAACAUCAUGAACAUGACCGAGAUAAAGACAACCAGGAGAUCCUGCCACUAGUACAAACUCAUAGGAAUAAUCAUUCAGAACGAUUCUCACAAAUUGAAACCAACACCAACAUACAUACAUUGGACUUGUCUGAACUCAACAUUCAUUGCUUAGAAGAAGGGGUGGGAAUUCCCACCCUAAAGUGCUCUUCCCCAUCCUCUGGCUCAUGUAGCUCCAGUCAGGUGAACUUGGAAACCGGAUCACCCCUCCAAAAUCACAGAAACAUGGAAACAUUGCCCUUGCCUAUCAUUAAACUCAAUGACUGCUUGAUUGGCCCCUCAGACCCAGAGCCUCCACCUCUCCCUGAACGGACAUACCAGAAAAAGAUGGGAGUGGAAUAUAUAACAGAUGUGGAGCUAACACAAGCUAAUCCUGCAGAUUCAUCUCUUAUGACACUGAGCAAAGAAGAGCUAACGGAUCGGUAGUCUUUUACAUCUGUUGUCCUCAUUUAAGGUCCACAUGUGAAUAUCUAUUCAUGUCAAAGUAAUAAAGAUAUUAGGGCUGAGAUUAGAUACAGAUUUCCCAAUUUGAUUCCAAUUUACAAGUUCUCGAUUCGACUCCUAUUUUUUAUUGUAUUUAAAAUGAAAAUUACCCAGUGAUUUACUCAACCUCAAGCCAUCCUAGGUGCAUAUGACUUUCUUCUUUCAGACAAAUACAAUCGGAGUUAUAUUAAUAAUCACCCCGA